AUGACUUACAAUAGAAGAACGCCUUUGCAUGUCGAGACUGGUAAGCAGGGUGUACGGUCGCUAUCGUUUGAGGCAUCUUCGCCUUAUGCCCGGACCUCAUCCCACCGUGAAUGGAGGAACUCGCCAUUAGCUCCACAGCCGUUUCAAUACCGUAGUGAUGCUCAGUGUUCGCCGUCACUUCAGCAGUACAUGCCACCGCCACCAAUUGUUGGCCGUUCUACAAGGGCAAGUGCAUGUGACUAUGACACUGCAGCCGCACAAGGGUGCAGCCCCGGGCUGAACCUCAACAAUGCCAUACCCAGCUCACCGUCCCCCCUCGCAGAGGCACGCUAUGCCGGCUUGGGCGAGACCUGCAGACCUUCAUCCGCCAUUGAAUCUCGUCCUGCAAGAGGGUUUACCUCACCCACAGCGCACACACCGAUACAGCGCGCAGCCUCAACAGUGAUGGCACCACCACGGCAGAGGGUGACAUAUUACGAUGGCUGUGGUGCCAUUGUUGAGGAGAGGGACCCAGUGAAGAGGGAUGUAGUUACCCGCUAUCGUUGUGGGGCACUCCUUGGUACGGGUGGAUUUGCGCAAGUGUUUGAUUUUAAGGAUAUGGCCACUGGAAUCCGGUACGCGGGAAAAGUGAUUGAUAAAAAAACGUUAUCACGCCGAGGGUCUGAGGCAAAGUUCCGCAUGGAAGUAGACAUUCACAGCCGAGUCAGACAUCCUAACAUCAUUCAAUUUGUUAAGGCCUUUCAAGAUGAUUACUACCAUUACAUUAUACUUGAGCAAUGCUCCAGAAAAAGCUUAAUGGAAUUGUCGAAAGAGCACGGCGUUUUUACCUGCGAGGAGAUGCAGUAUAUAAUGUUUCAAAUUGUGUCGGCCGUAGAGUAUAUGCACAGCAACUUGAUUAUUCACAGGGACCUAAAGCUUGGAAACGUAAUGAUUGAUUCCUCUGGGAAUAUGAAAGUUGGAGACUUUGGAUUCGCCAGUGAGCUUAUUUCUCCAUCCGAUAGAAAAACAACAACAUGUGGAACUCCAAACUACAUUGCACCCGAAGUGCUUGCCGCCGAGAAAACGGGGUUGGGCUACGGAUUAGAGGCAGACAUAUGGAGUUUAGGUGUUAUUCUGUAUGCAUUGGCGUUUGGUACCCCACCUUUUGAAACUAAGGAUAUCGCCACCACGUACAGUAAGAUUCGACGGGUGGAUUAUUCGUUCCCAUCAAACACAGUUGUACCGGAGUCGUGCAAGGAUUUGAUUCGUUGGAUGCUACAAAAGGAUCCUCAACGGCGACCUUCCCCAUCGAAGGUUUUACGUCACGGUUUUCUUUGCUUGUCACAACUACCUCGCACAGCUCCAAAGGCACUUGUCCCACCUGAAACACCUUCGUCAACCACAUCCCCCAAGGAACGUCACAGUCCACUCUGGGCUUCACCGAUUGCAAUUCAAUCUCCAUUUGCGUACUGUGAGAAGACACCCACUGACUAUCAAAAAGGACUCCCACGGAAACAAGAAUACGUCAAAGAAACGGACCACGAGUUGCGAAUGACACUCCAUGAGUUCCUGAAAGAAAAUGAUUGUGCUAGCGAAACAGCAUCUGACGUACUGCACUCAGACUCGAAUGGUAGGUUUACGCAGCCAAGACCCCCUCGACCAUCAGUCAUUCUUCAAAGCAGCAUAUAUUGCAAUAAAUACGGCUACGGGUUUCUUUCUUUCCAGGAUGGAAAACAGUAUCCAACCGUGUUUUUGAACGAUAAAACAAAGCUGGUCUAUGAUGUGUCGUCAGACACAGUUUUUUAUUACGGACGCUCUCGUAUGCAGGCCACUCCUCCAGAUUCUGGAAUCCGAAGUCCACUUCUUAGUGAGGAACUUGCUGCGAAGGGUUUUCGAGAUGAGUUAGCUGUGUUUCGCAACGCUUCAACUAGCUUGGUACAUCGAAAUGAGGGGAAUGAUCCAGGGAGUCGUAUUGAGGCUGCAGCGGCCAAAAAAAUGGCCAUAACAAAGUUCUUUCUUCCGUUUCUCCGGCGAGGAACAAAGGACAAACGAAUGGUGGCUAUGACUUGUGCUGUAAAGGAGUGGCAUUCUGUAUGGGAAAGAGAUCUGUUUGCACCCUGUAGAACAACUGAAACGCGAGAUGAUAUUGUGUACGUAAAGGAUGCAGUAAUGGACUCAUUGUACGAAUUGACAGGUGAACAUCAGGAUGCGGAUAUACAGCUUCUUGUCGCACGAAUGUCUGAUUAUUCUUUUCAGGUUUCCGUGCGUUGUAAUGGGUCACCACAACCGUUGUUUUGUCCUAGAUAUAGUGGUCUUGAGGCUUCUGAGACUAAUUUCCCCUGGGGACUCGAUAUUCUCAUUUACUCGGGAUUCCGCGCAGUCAUGGUAUUGGAGACGAAGCAGUCUCUAUUCGCCCUCUCAUUUUGGGAUAUCAGGCGUGAUGCCAAGACAGUCAGGGAUGGGCGGGUAUACUUUGCUGCAGGAACCACCACACAAACAAGGUCAGUUACAAUGCCUUCUGCCCUGCUACGCGUUGUAGCCACUCUGCUUCGAAAGGUCCGUUGCUGCACAGAUGUUGUGGACUGCUUCUGUUGA
Molecule: messenger RNA, 2574 nt
Organism: Trypanosoma grayi
Lineage: Eukaryota; Euglenozoa; Kinetoplastea; Trypanosomatida; Trypanosomatidae
Product: putative protein kinase, putative,polo-like protein kinase
Exons: 1
Coding region: 1-2574 (857 amino acids)
Biological process (GO): protein phosphorylation; regulation of cytokinesis; mitotic cell cycle
Cellular component (GO): spindle pole; cytoplasm; centrosome
Molecular function (GO): protein kinase activity; ATP binding
Source: RefSeq, a predicted model, not a curated record